Messenger RNA from Penicillium bovifimosum, 1425 nucleotides. RefSeq names its product pre-mRNA-processing factor 19 family protein. Gene Ontology annotation, molecular function: protein binding; ubiquitin protein ligase activity. The transcript is spliced from 5 exons. Gene Ontology annotation, biological process: DNA repair; protein ubiquitination; mRNA splicing, via spliceosome. Lineage: Eukaryota; Fungi; Ascomycota; Eurotiomycetes; Eurotiales; Aspergillaceae. The coding region runs from base 1 to 1425 and encodes 474 amino acids. The record is from RefSeq and is a predicted model, not a curated record. Gene Ontology annotation, cellular component: Prp19 complex; cytoplasm; U2-type catalytic step 1 spliceosome.
AUGCUUUGUGCCAUCUCCGGAGAGGCGCCACAAGUGCCCGUCGUCUCUGUCAAGAGCGGCAAUGUUUUUGAGAAGCGCCUUAUCGAGGCAUACAUUGCAGAGCAUGGCAAAGACCCUGUCAAUGGCGAGGAGCUCACCACCGACGAUCUGAUCGAUGUCAAGUCGCAGCGCGUUGUCCGACCCCGACCUCCUACUCUCACAUCCAUCCCGUCUCUUCUCAAUGUAUUCCAAGAAGAAUGGGAUGCCCUAGCACUGGAAACCUACACUCUGCAGCAGAACUUGGCACAGACAAGGCGCGAGCUGAGUUCGGCGCUCUACCAGCACGAUGCCGCGGUACGGGUGAUUGCACGUCUGACACAGGAGAGGGACGAGGCCCGUGAGGCGCUUUCAAAUGUCACGGUCGGCGCCACUCGCUCUGGUGGUGAGGCUAUGCAGGUGGACUCCACAGGCUUACCCCAAUCUGUGUUGGAGCGGAUUGAAAGUACACAUGCAGCGCUAUCUAAGACCCGUCGUAAGCGCCCAGUUCCCGAGGGCUGGGCCUCAAGUGAGGCAAUUUCCACAUUCAACCCAACUGAGACCUCUGAACCUCUUUCUUCCGGUGGUCGAGCUCUAUCUCUCAAUUCGACUGGCGAUUUGGCUCUUAUUGGCGGUGCUGAUGGAGUGGUGGGUGUUUACUCGCUUUCCCAGAAGAGCGUGGUGCAGACUCUCAAGACAGAUGGUCCAGUCACCGGUGCGACUUGGGCAGGCAACAAGGUCGUUGUUGGCUCAUCUACAGGUUCCGUCAAGGUAUUCGAGAAUGAUGCUGAAGUUGCAAGCUUCAACUCGCAUGCUGGUGAGGUGACAGCUGUCGCAGUUCACGCCACUGGUGACAUUGCCGCAUCUGUUGGUGUCGACAAGAGUUAUGUACUUUACGAUCUUGCCACGAACACUGUGGUAUCUCAGGUCUUCAGUGACGCCGCUUUACUGUCUGUCAAUUUCCACCCGGAUGGUCACUUGAUUGGAGCCGGCACCGCAGAUGGACAAGUCAAGAUCUUCGACGUCAAGACUGGCGCUGCCGCUGCAGACUAUGCGAUGUCGGGCCCGGUCAAAUGCCUUUUCUUCUCUGAGAAUGGCACUUUCUUGGCUGCGGUGGCCGAACAGUCUACCACCGUUUCGAUCUGGGAUCUACGCACUUCGAAGGAAACCAAGGUGCUGGACACAGGUAGCCAAAUUAAUUCGAUCUUCUGGGACUACACUGGCCAGUUCCUCCUGGUUGGUGGACCUGGCGGUGUGACCGUGAAGCAAUAUUCCAAGGCCAACAAGGAAUGGUCAGAACCUUUGCGGCGUGCAGUGCCUGCUACCUCAGUUGCUUGGGGUCCUGCUGCUCAAAGUAUUGUGGCAUUGAACGAGGCGGGUGCUCUCACAGUGCUUGCGGCCCAGUCAUGA